Molecule: messenger RNA, 3345 nt
Organism: Fusarium musae
Lineage: Eukaryota; Fungi; Ascomycota; Sordariomycetes; Hypocreales; Nectriaceae
Exons: 1
Coding region: 1-3345 (1114 amino acids)
Biological process (GO): copper ion homeostasis; monoatomic cation transport
Cellular component (GO): membrane
Molecular function (GO): ATP hydrolysis activity; ATP binding; P-type divalent copper transporter activity
Source: RefSeq, a predicted model, not a curated record
AUGGCUUCCACAGAAACGGUUGUCACAACCUCCUAUCUCCUCGGGAACCUGCACUGCCCGACUUGUGUCACUUUGAUUCGCUCCCUCUUACACGAUGCCUUUGGCGACAAUGUACUCUGGGUUUCCCCAAAUCUCGUUACCUCCGUUGUUACAGUCGAGCACAAAGAGAACUCCUCGGCUUCGGUUGCCAGCAUGCAAAGGGUCCUUCAAGACGCUGGCUUCGAAGUCUGCGGCCUCAAUACAACCGCCAAAACUGCGAAUGAUCUCUAUCGCACGUCCCAGGUGGAAGGGGAGAGUAGCCGUGUCGCCGAGCAUUCCGAUGGCUGGUUGGAUUCCUUCUUUCACUUUUGGCGCCCACAAGUAUCACCUCUAGCGAUAGAGGCCGCUCGUGCUGCUCACCUCGAAAAUUGUGAAGCAUGUAAAUCCGAGAAAAUCCCCGGAAAGUCACCAUCUGAUGUCAAGAAAGAACUAGUUCGGGUUUCUUCUGUCGUUUCCGAUACCCCUACCAGACGUUCUUCUCUGCCGUAUCCCCUCCAAAAGGUGAUUACAGCAACAUCCCCCACUCCAUCAUGGCGAGUUACGCUCUCUGUUGGCGGCAUGACAUGUGCUGUUUGUGUCAACACAAUCACGCAAGAGAUGGAGAAGUUUCCCUGGGUCACAAAGGUCUCUGUCAACCUCGUUUCUAACAGCGCAACCAUCGAAUAUACAGGUGGUGAUCGAGAACAAGAGAUUGUUGAUGCAGUUGAGGACCUCGGAUACGAUGCUGCAAUCGACGAGGUUGUCAAUCUACAAGAGAAAAAGGCUCAAGCUGAUGAGCGUGAGGUCGAAGUGAGUGUCGACGGCAUAUUUUGCCAGCGAUGCCCAGAGCGAAUCGUCACAACCCUUAAGGCUCUUGCCCCAGGUCGACUCCAAAUCCUCCAGGAGCCUACCAUUCAGAAUCCUAUUCUAAGACUCAGAUAUACACCUGAUGCUCCUAGAUUUACAAUCAGGCAGAUCUUACAAGCCAUUGAAGCAGCCGACGACUCCCUCAAAGCCUCCAUCUACCAUCCUCCCACACUCGAGGAGCGAUCUCGAAUUAUCAGAGCCAAGCAUCAGCAAGCUCUAUUGUAUCGUGUGAUCCUUACCCUCAUCUUCGCUGUCCCUACCUUUGUUCUCGGCAUAGUUUACAUGAGCCUGCUGCCAGAUUCCAACCAUGAAAAGAUGUUCCUCAUGGCACCUUGGGUUUCCGGGCUCAGCCGCCUCGAUAUCAGUCUUUUCGCGCUUGCUACGCCGGUGUACUUCUUCGCCGCUGAUGUAUUUCACGUCCGAGCAAUCAAAGAAGUUCGAACAAUGUGGCGAAGGGGAAGCCGCAUGCCUUUAAUUCAGCGCUUUUACAGAUUUGGUAGCAUGAACAUGCUUGUUUCACUGGGAACAAGCAUAGCCUAUUUCUCCUCAGUCGCACAGAUGAUUGCCGCAGGGACGUCUCGGAGAGAGCAUCAUAAAUCUAAAGCCGAGAUGUAUUUUGACUCUGUGGUUUUCCUGACGCUGUUCCUUCUCCUAGGAAGGCUCAUCGAGGCGUACAGUAAAUCCAAGACUGGCGAUGCAGUCGAAAUGCUAGGCAAGCUUCGUCCAACGACAGCUCUCCUCCUUGGAAAAGACAAGGCUGGGGGCCAGAUCACUAGCACCGUGCCUGUUGAUCAGCUUGACUCUGGAGACAUAAUUCGUGUGCCUCAUGGCGCAUCCCCUGCUGCCGAUGGCAUUCUUGUCAGUGGAGAAACCAACUUUGACGAAUCGAGCCUCACUGGAGAAUCUCGGCUCAUCAAGAAGACGGAAGGAGACCAAAUCUUUGCUGGGACAAUCAAUAAGGCAGCAGCCGUUACCAUGCGUGUCACUGGCGCCUCCGGGCAAACGAUGCUAGACCAGAUCGUUCAAGUUGUGCGCGAAGGUCAGACAAAACGAGCACCAAUCGAACAGAUCGCCGACCUUCUGACUGCCUAUUUCGUUCCCGUCAUCACUCUUAUAGCAAUCUUCACCUGGAUCAUCUGGAUGGUGCUUGGCUUUUCCGGUAAGGUCCCAGAACACGAGGAGUCCUCUGAUGGCGACUCGGUAGUGUUUGCCCUCCAGUUUGCCAUUGCCGUUUUUGUUGUUGCUUGCCCGUGUGGCCUCGCACUUGCAGCACCCACAGCCAUCUUUGUAGGCGGAGGUCUUGCGGCUAAGCAUGGUAUUCUUGCCAAAGGUGGUGGUGAAGCGUUUGAGAAGGCGAGCAAAAUUGAUUGCGUUGUCUUUGACAAAACGGGUACUCUCACCGAGGGAGGACAGCCGAAGAUCACCGAUUCUGUACUCUUCCCUGACACUUCGUCAAGUGAAGAGGAACGCAGCGCUUUUCUGUCAGCACUCAAAGCUGUGGAAGAGAGCAGCAGCCAUCCCAUAGCCAAAGCAAUUGUCUCAUUCUGUGGUGACGCUCUGGCUAGUAAUGUUGAGAAUCUCGAGGAGUUGGCUGGAAGAGGUAUGAAAGCCUCAUUCAAAGGCUUUGGCAAUCAAGAGAUGGACAUGAUUAUCGGCAACGAACUUCUCAUGCGAGAAUUUUCAGUAAACUUGUCAACUCACAUCGCUUCACUUCUCGGUACCUGGAAAUCCGAAGCCAAGUCAGUUGCUAUUGUCGCCACGAAAGCAUCAUCUGCCGAAGCCUGGACACUUGCCGCAGCGUUGUCCAUCUCGGAUCCGAUCCGUCGUGAGGCCAUUCCUGUCAUCCGAGCGUUAAUUUCUCGUGGUCUUCAGGUAUGGAUGUUGUCUGGUGACAACGUUACCACCGCCCGCGCGGUGGCGCAGCGCGUUGGCAUACCCUCGUCUAAUGUUCUGGCUGAGGUUCUCCCAUCGGACAAGGCAGCUAAGAUCUCAUCUCUCCAAGCCUCUCUCCACGCACGCGGCUCAACGACCAAACGCGCUACUAUCGCCAUGGUCGGGGACGGAAUCAACGACUCGCCCGCGCUCACGACGGCCGAUGUGGGCAUCGCCAUAGGAACGGGAAGCGACGUAGCCAUUAGCAGUGCGGCAUUCGUGCUCGCAACGUCACAGCUUACGGCUGUAGUCACGCUCUUGGAUCUCAGCCGCGCCGUCUUUCGACGGAUUCGUGUCAACUUUGCGUGGGCACUUGUGUACAACAUGCUUGCCGUGCCCGUUGCGGCUGGGUGCUUCUAUGCGAUCAAGACAUCAAGUGGAGAACGCGUAAGGCUGGAUCCGGUGUGGGCGGCUCUCGCGAUGGCUCUAUCAAGCAUCAGUGUAGUGUUGAGCAGCCUGAGCCUUCGGAUUCGGGUUCCUGGAGUGGGAUUUCGCUCUCGCAAGGUUGAAAUGGAGGAGCAGUAUUAG